Molecule: messenger RNA, 5194 nt
Organism: Heterobilharzia americana
Lineage: Eukaryota; Metazoa; Platyhelminthes; Trematoda; Strigeidida; Schistosomatidae
Source: the annotation of a GenBank genome assembly
CGGCCUUCAAACGACCUAAGAUAUGCACACUAUUCGAAGUUUCACGAAGACUCACAACGUUUUGGUUGUAAAAAACCACACUUCAUGGGUGAAUCAUGUCGUUUGUGCUCUGGAUCACUGGUUUGUCAUGGUGAAUGUGGAAGAAGCCAUGCUUCAUAUGAAAACGGUAAGACUACCAAUGUUCCAGCGGUGAUGCGGGCAAAGGCGGCCUUCAAACGUCCCCUUUCACACAAACAAGGAAGAAGAAGCUUUAGAGAAACGAAAAUAAAUUCUCUACAGGAGAAGCACAAUUUUAUACUACGGUGUUUCAAAUAUAAAGAGUGCAUGAAGUUUGUACCAGAUCUGGAUAAACCUCUAAGACCUGAUGGGCGUACUGCUUGCUAUUGUGGAGAAGUCGAAGACAAACACUAUAAUUAUGAAAACAUGGUCAAUAAUCAUGAUCAUAAAUGGUCGGAAUCAGAGGAUAUUAAGAUUAUUGGACCUACAAAUGCUUUUGGUCAGAUUGCGUUCUCGGAUUCACUUACUCAGAAACCUACUGAGUUUGUUCGAAUAUCAGAUGAAGAUGUACUGAAAGACGUAAUGGAACUGAUCAAGAAUUACUGGAGAAUGAUGGAACCCGAAAAGCCAAGUUUAUGCAUAUCUGUCAUUGGUGGUGCAAAGAAUUUUUUGCUUGAAGGACACAAGAAAGAUGUUUUUUAUUCGGGUUUACUUCAAGCAGCGCACAGUACUAAAGCAUGGAUUGUAACAUCCGGGUUAAAUUUAGGCAUUGUACGAGUUGUUGGUGAUGCUCUACAAGAUCAAAGCUUAUAUUUCGAUAAAUGGAAAACAUCUGGAUCUCUUCGUUGUCUUGGAAUUGCUCCAUGGGGUUAUGUGUUAAAUCGUGAAGCAUUGAUUUCUGAGGAUCAUAAUACACCUAUUCGAUAUGUAGUUUCAGAUUUUAUUGCUAAAUGCUGUCCAGUUUCUCUGAAUCAAAAUCAUACACACUACAUAUUUGUGGAUGAAGGCAGACGGCUAAGAUAUGGUGGAAGUAAAUCCGCUGAAUUUCGGGCUAAACUAGAGAAACAAAUCGCUGUUCCAACAGAAAAAGGUGGUUUUGGUAUCCCCGUCGUCCUUGUCAUUGUCGAAGGUGGUCAUGAUGUAUUUAUUGAUGCUAGAAAUAGUAUAAAGGAACAUGUGCCUGUGGUGAUUUGUUCUGGUACUGGACGAGCAGCCGAUAUUCUAACAUUAGCUGUGAAUUAUCGUCUAAACUAUGGUGGUAUCUUUCAAGGAUUUUCAACAGAUGAAACUGAAGAAUUGAAGUGCAAGUUACUUCCUGUUUGUGAUAGCCCAAGUAAAGCUGAUGACGCUAUCAAAAUGAUUGAAUUCAUUGUAAAAAAUACACAGUUGAUUACAACCUUCGAUAUGAAUCAGUCAGAUGAUUUCGAUCUAGCCAUCUUGUCUGCAUUGAUUAAAGUCUCAUCCAAUGUAGAAAAACAGUUGGAGUUGGCAUUCACUUGGGAGAGAAGUGAUAUUGCACACGAGAAAAUACUCCGGCAAGGCGAACAGAUUAAACUAGAAACUUUGGAACAUUUCAUGUUAAAAGCAUUGAAGAGUGAUAAACUUGAAUUUGUCAAGAUCCUUUUACGAAAUGGUGUAUCAAUGAAAAAAUUUCUAACUGUUGAUCGACUUCGAGAAUUGUACAAUGAUUCGGACCGACGUGAUGGAUUUGUUAAAUGUUUAACAAAAAACAAUCUCUUUCUUCCGUCGAAAAGUAUCGUUUAUGGCAAUGUGAUUCGUUAUAGUGAUCGCAAUACUAAAAGAUCACCUGAUCAUGGAAAUACAAAACCAACAAGUGUAAUAAUACCUGUCACUGCCGUUGAUGAUUUUGACAGUGAAGGACAAAAUAUGUGUUUAUCGCAUGACCGAAUACGACUGACUACCAUCAAUAAACUGUUAAAUCGAAUGUUAGGAAGUUUCGAAAACUGUUUGUAUGAUUUCGACCGCGAAAAUACAGAAUGUUAUUCAAACAAGUGGACUUGCAACGAAAUAUUUCUUUCACCGUUUCAAGAAUUAUUCCUGUGGGCUGUGCUUCAUCAGCGUCAACAAAUGGCUUUGUACUUCUGGGAAUGUAGCGACAAUCCUCUCAUCUUAGCAUUGAUUGGAUGUUGCCUGUACUCAAAUAUGAUUGAAUCAUUGCCUGCCUACGAUACAGAAACUAGAGCCUUAUAUGAAUCAUAUGUAACUGAAUUUGAAAGAAUAGCUGUUCGUUUGUUAGACCUAUGUUAUGAAACGGAUGAGAAGCUGACAUUAAUUUUAUUGGAACGAGAUAUAAAUGUAUGGGGUCCUUUCAAUUGUAUUCGUUUAGCAGCCCAAUCUGUUCGACGUAAAUUCAUAAGUUCUACUGCUUGUCAAGACUCUUUGUAUUAUGCAUGGCAUCGAGGUAUACGCGUUAAUAUAUUUAUUUUGUUAUGCACUUUGAUAUGUCCAUUUCUCCUAUUCUCCAAUCGUUUAUUACAAUGGGACAAUGCGCUCACAAAUACGAAUGCAUCACCGAACCAAAACGAGUCCAGCUGUAGUCAAAAUACUUACACCGAUAAAAGCAAUUCUUGUCAUCAUAAUCCGAAGAGAUUCACUUUAUGUGACAGAAUCAGAUGGAAAUCCCGUACAUUUUAUAGUGCACCAAGGACCAAAUUCGCUUUUAAUGCACUCAUAUACGUUUUAUUCGUGUUGUAUUUUUCGUACACAUUGUUGUUUGAAACAUUACCAAACAAGAUUUCAACACAUGAACUAGUUGUCAUCACUUAUUUUGGUGCUAUGCUCAUAGAUUUGGUUAGACAGAUUGUUAAGUCGUAUCAUGGUAGAUCUGAACAGUUUCAUUCACGAUGGAAUCAUUACUAUUGGAAUAAAUCUGACCUACUUUUAGUCGGUUUAGCAUCAUUGAGCGCUUUGUUGCGUAUUGGUAUGAGUAGAACAUUCCUUUAUGCAAAAUCACUUUAUGUGAUAACAUUAGUCGGCUGUUAUUUGAGAAUAUAUGGUUUAUAUUCUCAUCAUCCGCGUUUAGGUCCUAAAUUAGUUAUGAUACGUAGUAUGUUGAUUGAGUUGUUAAUGUUCAUAUUCAUCUUGGUCAUUGUUCUUGUCGGUUAUGGUGUAUCUCAACAAGUUUUACUCUAUCCAUAUCGUGCCAAUUUCACAUGGACAACUGUACGUGAUGUAUUUGUCUAUCCUUAUUGGAAUUUAUUUGGUGAACUUAUGCUAGAGUAUGCUUUCGCUGAAAAAGAUGGAUGUACAAAUGGUACUGCAAAUAGCGAAGAUUGCCCAACAUUUAACUUUUUAUGUCCAUUAUUUUUGGCUGUUUAUCUGAUGAUUGCUGCAAUUCUGUUGAUGAAUCUUCUGAUCGCAAUUUUCAGUAAUGUAUUUGAGAAGAUUGAAGAAAACUCAAUCGAAUUGUGGAAAUUUAACAUAUUGUCAAUGGUAUUCGAAUACAGUCAUCGACCUGUUCUCCCUGUGCCUUUCUCUGCGAUGAUAGCUAUCAGUGAACUUAUUCUGUACUGUUUUCAUGUUAAACCAAUCCUCUCAAAAAUUAAACAUGUUGUAAAUAGAAUCACUUCAAUUGGUCACUCUACAACAGCUGAGAAUGUCAAUGGAGAAACAUUAUCUUUAACUCUUGUGAAUUCGUUAAACUCUUCGGAAGAAUGUACUGCUGAGUGUUACAGUACUUCGAGAUUAGUACCAGAUUAUAUAACACUUACUCCAGGAAUAGUUGAUUGCAACUGCAAUUACAUUGAUCAAUGCUUUAAUGCUAAACAAUUAGAAAAUUACUGUAAACGAAAUUUAUUGAAAAAAAUUCAAUGACCUGAAGUGGUCAAUUAACUACGACAAUGUAAUAAGGCCAAAGAUUGAAAAAUAAAUGCAACUUGUUCAAAUGCUACACCAGAACGUCUUCAAUACAAUUCAUAAAAAUUUUAAUACAAUAAAUAAUCAGUAUACCUUUAUACAAGUUGAAAUCUGCAAUAAUAUGACAAUAUCAUUAAGUUGAUUUCUUCUUCAUACCUUCGAAUGACAGAGUAACUUUAUCUUUUUAUAUAUUCUUUGUUUUAAUGAAUCGAUUUACUUGUAAUACUAUACAAUGGUCAUAUAUUUUUUUUUGCUGUUCAACCUUAUUCCUGUCUUACCAAACCUGUGAAAUGAACAAAAUCAAUAGUUACAUAGAUAGGCAUCUGUAACGAUGAUAAUGAAUAUAUUUUGUGUUUUCCUAAUGUCUUCUUUUCUAUUUAAUAGAAUUUGAUUGCACUCUUCAUGUUCUUUGUAGAUUUAAUUCAAUUGUGAGUACAUAGAUUAACUUGUUUUUUGAGCUCGGAUCGAGUUUUAAUUGCCAACUAAAAAAACCCAGCUGAAGUGGUAACUCACUUUGAUCUACAAAUAUUUUUCAUAACAUGGCAAAUUUCAUUAUUGUUUAUCAUCUUUGAAUCAUGAUCUUAAAGGAAGAACUUUUAACACAAUCAUUAUGAAAUAACUAUGAACCUCUCUAUUGUUUUUAUCUUUUUUCAUGCUUUAGAUUUUUUUCGUAUACCGGUUAAUCUAUUUUUAUUGAAACAUUGAUUUUUUUUUCACCUGAUUCUCUGUAGAAAUUUUUUUUUCCAUGAUCAUUUCUUUUUGUUAUGUUUGACGAGGAAGGUGUUCCUCUGAAUUACAUUGAUGACUUGCCUAUGUCAAUUCGUAACAGAUGAUACAUUCUAAAUUGAUUGGAUUUUCUGAUCGCUUUAUAAGCUGCCUACAACCUUAAUUAUAAAUAAUUAUAUACUGAAUGCAAAUACUUAUAAUCUAGGGAAUCUGUAUGUUUUAUUCAUGUUUUUAUUUAUGCACACCUUCUGAAAGCAAACGAGAAGAUCUAUAAUCGUUGUUAGGUUAGACUAGCUGAUAAAUUUAUCGCCUAAGAAGGUAAAAUACUUCUAGAUAAGUAAGAAAAGAUUUAUGGGACUGGGACUCAGGUGGAUGACUAUCGACCAGCGAGUCACGGGUUUAAGCUCAUCUCCAUCCAUGGUUGUUUGGGAAGCCAGGUGGUAUCACUAGUCCUCACAUAAUUGGUGUAGCUCAUUGCUUACUGCACGGAUAUGCACUAGGUGGUUGAGUGCGUUUCAUUUAUUCACUCAAGAAAGGGGUUUUAACUUUAGUGAAAGAAUAUUCGGCUCCAGAAAUGACACAGUGGUCUAAAGAG